UGCCUUGGCUUGUUGCAGGUGCUGUGUCUGGGGAAAGCAGCUUUUCCAAAGCAGGCAUUUACAGUUAGCAGGUCAGCAGCCUUCAGGGAGAACCCCAUCUGUGCUGUAGGUGGCACACUGCUGAGCUGCAGCAGACAUUACCAGUCACAGCCAACCCAUGGCAUCGGGAGAUUCAGACACCUGGCACCAAAGAUCGUAAGGAAGCGAAGAGAAAGAAUACAGAUGAAGGAGAUAAAUCCCGGGACAGAUUAUGAAUAUGGAGAUUUGAACAUAGAGAUAACUGGCUAUGAUAUGUGCUUGGUGGAAGGUUAUGCUCGAUUUGUUCAUAAACUCUGCAAAAACCUGUCCGUCAGAGUGAUUGGAAGCUACGCGUUGCCCACGAAAACCACCGAGGUGAUGGUAGUACAGGAGAUGGGGAACAAGAUGUACAUGGAUGCUGUUCUUACCACCCACCAGCGAGUGGUUCAGGUCAGGAGUCUGAAUGCAACUUUUGCUCCUAUCCUCUUGGAAAUUAUGCAGAGUAACCAGCCUGAAGGCGUCCGUCUGUCAGUGAAAGAGGUACAUUGGGUUGUAUUGAUGUGUUUGCCUUCAGAAAGCCUUUAUUAUAGGCAAGGUGAAGUCUGCCUCUCGGGAACGCUGUAUAAGGGCUUGCUCCAUCUCUUUCGUUGGCUGGUUGCCUCUUCCAUUGCCCAGUGCCUGUUGGAAUGAGGCCUCCGUGUGAAC
This is a messenger RNA of Gavialis gangeticus (Gharial), 723 nucleotides long. It is a transcript of the gene MRPL48, whose product is annotated as mitochondrial ribosomal protein L48. Lineage: Eukaryota; Metazoa; Chordata; Crocodylia; Gavialidae. The annotation marks the transcript as partial. Gene Ontology annotation, cellular component: mitochondrial ribosome. The record is from RefSeq and is a predicted model, not a curated record. The transcript is spliced from 6 exons.